AUAAUAAUUCAAACUGGAGAGGAGGCAGGCUGCUGUGAUGUGUUAAUCAUCAUCCGAACCAUGUUAAUACUAUAGCGUAUGUGUUUCCCAUUUGGAUGAUUUCAGUGAAUUGAUUUGUCACAAAUUCGGAGGGAAACAGAGUAGCCUAGCACUUCUCACUCAGCUGCCUGCGGGUGGGUGAGGGCUGGCUUAGGGCUGACUGUCUGUCCCUCACUCCAAUUGGAUAAGGCCAAACCGGCCCGGUGGCCAAUCGGUGCCUCUUGUGGCGAGGUAUAAGUAAGACUCUCGAGGUGGCCAGAGGCUUAUUCAGACUUUCUGUGACAUACUGAAGCUACCAAUAUGAGCGGAAGAGGCAAAACCGGAGGCAAGGCCAGGGCGAAGGCAAAGACACGUUCAUCCCGUGCAGGACUCCAGUUCCCCGUGGGCCGUGUGCACAGGCUGCUGCGCAAAGGCAACUACGCCAAGCGUGUGGGCGCUGGCGCACCAGUGUACCUGGCCGCAGUGCUCGAGUACCUGACUGCUGAGAUCCUGGAGUUGGCCGGCAACGCUGCCCGUGACAACAAGAAGACUCGUAUCAUCCCCCGUCACCUGCAGCUGGCCGUCCGUAACGACGAGGAGCUGAACAAACUGCUUGGUGGCGGUGGUGUGCUGCUCGCUCAGGGUGGUGUGCUGCCCAACAUCCAGGCAGUGCUGCUCCCCAAGAAGACUGAGAAGGCCGUCAAAGCCAAGUAAAAUCYCUACUGCAACUUAACUACUCAACCCCC
Molecule: messenger RNA, 764 nt
Organism: Salvelinus sp. IW2-2015
Lineage: Eukaryota; Metazoa; Chordata; Actinopteri; Salmoniformes; Salmonidae
Product: histone H2A-like
Biological process (GO): heterochromatin formation
Cellular component (GO): chromatin; nucleosome
Molecular function (GO): structural constituent of chromatin; DNA binding; protein heterodimerization activity
Source: RefSeq, a predicted model, not a curated record